UUAGUCUUCGCGAAACAGUCAAGUCGGUUGCACGAAUUCCAAUUUUCAGUCUAAAAAGAUUCAAAUAUAUUUUUUCCUCUCUUUUCAAAACUAACCUUCCUCAAAAUUCGUUCUAUUCAUCAUCUUACAAAGGAAUGAAAAGCUGUGUUGAACAAGUUGUGAAUAAUUGAACUUCAAAAGCUUUCAACCUAUUCAGUUGUUUGCCAAAAAUAGAAGGAGCUUUAUUUUUAGUAACGACAAAAUAGAAAUGUAAAUGAAAAGGGGAAGGAAGUAUCGAGAGCGAACACCACUUUCAACAUAAUAUUUAAUACAUUUACAAGAGAUUGAACGUUCAAGAAUUUAGAACAACAAAUUUAUUGUGCAAACAUUUUGUGAAAAUCUUCUAACAAGAUGCUUUCAAAAGGAUUUAAUUUCUUCUUUCUUAUUCUCUUUGUCUGUUCUGCAAAUUCGCAACAGCCUCACCAUCAACAACGUCAUCAAGCACGAACGAUUCAACAAUUAGCGAGAACGAAAAAAAUCUUUGCGAUGUGUCCACCAAACUUUACUAAAAUUGGAAAUGAAUGUUACUAUUUGUCACCAAAUAAAGCGAGCUGGUUAGAUUCUCAUUUUGAGUGUAAAGAUAAGAACAGCAAGCUUGCUGAACCAUUGAAGUCAUCCGAUCGACUUUUACGAAAAUAUUUCAUGACGCGUGGUCGAACACGAGGAGAAAUUUGGAUUGGAGGCAUGUACAAUUGGCAACGCUUUAAAUGGCAAUGGGGAUACAAUGGAAAGGACAUGACAUAUCAAUCUUUCAGUCAAAUGAAGCCUGGUGAGGAUCUUAAGUACAACUGCGCUGUUCUUAAUCCCGACUUGAAAUACAGAUGGUCAGCCAAAUUAUGCUUUGAAAAGCAUUUUUAUCUCUGCCAACAUCGAAUGCCCUUCGUAAGUGAACGAAGCCGUCAAAGAAUUUAUGCAAAGUGGAACGAAACUUUCCCAGGGCAGUUUGCAAAUGAAAUUCAAGUUUAUGUAACAACAAAUGGAAGCAUUGGUAAUCGAAGGGAGUAUUAUCGCGCGACAUCUAAACGUCCCGACAUUCAUCAAAUCUCGUCGUCUGGGGAUCAAUACGCUCAGGCAAGCAAUCAAGUGCCGUCAACUGCUCGCUUUAACGGUGUCAUAAGCAAUGAAAUCAAUCCCCCUGAAGUUCUCUCCAAUCGUGGCAGCACAAUCAAUCAGAGUAAAUUAGUUCGGAACAAAAAACAACCAAAUAACCGAAGAAAACAAUUAAAAACUCUGAAGUUGACAGGAAAUGUUGAUCUUGGCAAUGAUAUUUUCAAGCAUAACAAACAAUAUCGUCGAAGAAAUAAUUCAAGAAGGCCUCCAACAACGACGGCAAUGAUGACAACAUCAACAACAACAACACAGCAUCCAAAUACAAUUUCGGAAAACUUCCAACCGAGCCAUCACCGUCAUAAUCAUUAUGAAAAUCGUCAACAUCAUCCCAAACCAUCUCAAAAUGAAUCCCCACAAUAUCCAGUUGCAUAUCCUCCUGAAACCACAUCCACCAGAAUUCCAUUCAUUCAAUCAACAACUCCUCAAGCUAGGAUUGUUGAGAAUACAACACUAAGUCAAAUGGCCACCAAGCUUUUGGAAAAGAAAAAACGCUUGGAGAAUAUUCGUAACAAGCUUUCAAAGCUUUCCGACCAGGAAAGACUCGAAUUUUUAAGAAUGAAGGCAGAGCGUAAAGCUAAGAAAAGCGUCAAAAGAAAUGACACCAUUCCGUGAUUCGACCAUCUUUUGUCACUUGUCUCUUUCCUUUGUUAAGAAGCAUAAGCAACAUAACGAUAGACAACAUCAUUAAAUGGAAGGAAAAGUUCUGAUCUAAACAAAAACUUUAACUCUUUAAACUUUUCCAUUGUUGCGAUUAAAAUGAACGAAGGAAAGAAGGAAAAGGAAGAAGUAAAUUUAAGCAUUUGAUUUAACUUUCUUUUUUUUAUGCAAAUAAACUUUCAUUCUGCCGUAACUCAUUUUAAAACAGAAUUGAAUUGAAUGUGAUGAGCAUGAGAUUCAACUAAAAGAGCAGAAUUGAAAGAGGUUUACUCAGAUUCUUUAUCUUCUCAGAAAACUUUUCAUCUUCUUUUCCUCCGUGAAAUGAAGAAAGGAAAAGCUUUUCUUCUUCAACCUUAAUUCAUAAGAAGUUUGUGUGCACGUUAAGUCAUUUGAAAAAGUUUUAAGUUGGCAUGAAAACAUAUCACAGUCAAGAGAAAAUAAAAGAUAAAAAAGGCUUUUUAAAAGCUGACGUAAAACGAAAGGAAAACUUUUAAAAAUGUGACCCAACAGGCAGACAUUCCCUAAUUUCAAGCUUAACUCUUUUGUCAGUGCAAAAAGCUAGUUGAUAAUGAAGUUAGCAAUAAUUAUUUCUUUAUAUUCAUAAAUUCAAAUGAAUCUUAAAACAGUUUAAAAUUGAACAAAAGUCAUCUUCUCAACCUUCCGACCUUUUAAAUUGUAAACUUCACAACCAUCAAUCGUUUUUUAUUUAAUUAUAUUUUAAGAAGAUUUUUUCAUCCACCCACGCAACAAAACCACAACAAAACUAUAAAAUAUUUUCACCUUUCUUUAUAUUUCUUUAACACCUUCAUGAUGUUAUUUAAGAAGAAAAAAAAGCUUCAUCUCAAAAAGGAUUGUUAAUAAAGAAAUUAAUCAAUAAAUAAUAAUAAAAAGAUGAAAGCACUUCUAAAA
Clunio marinus is the source of this 2715-nucleotide messenger RNA. Lineage: Eukaryota; Metazoa; Arthropoda; Insecta; Diptera; Chironomidae. The record is from the annotation of a GenBank genome assembly.